UUGUUUCGUUACGCUUUCUUUGCUUGUUUCAAUUUUUUUAUUAAUUAUUAUUUCGAAAAAGAAAAAAAAAAACAACGAACGACAAAAACACGAAAAUAAUAUUUGCAUUGUUGGCCUGUGCGCGUUACCUUUAAUUAUCAUCUUCGUCGUCAUCGAUGUUUUUGUUGCCAUAAAAUAUUAAUAAUUUUUGUUUUAUUUCAUAAAUAUAUUUUUGUGAAAUUUCAAAUAACUUAGCAAACGAAUUUUAAGUUUUAUAAAACAAAGAAGAGAAAUAAAAAGUGUGAAUUUUUCUUUUAGAUUUCCAAAUAUUUAUCGCAGGAAAUAUCGACAACUUUUUUGCAACGAAAAAAGCGCCUCCGAAACGAAACGAAAAAACAGUUUUGAAUUCAAAGCUAAGCAACAAUAAAAAAACAAGUCAGCCUUUGUCCAAAGUCAAGAAGAAGACAUUGGCAUAAUUGUUUUGUUUUCAAAUCUGGUCCUUACCACCCACCACCGAUAGGAGGAGGAGUAGCUGUUCUGCUUGCUCUACCACUCAAUACCCCUUUAAACAAUUUCCAAUAAUUGGAAAAUCAAUUCAUUCAACAUUAUUAGACACUUAACCAGAAAAAACGCACCACACAAUGCCUGGAGAGGCGGUACAGGUUAUCUCCACAUCGGAGGAGCACACAUUUCUAUUAAAUGAAGAUCAAUUGAGCGAGGUGCUGAUGCGCGAGGAAGUCAAAGAUCGCUAUGUUUGUGUGGUCUCAGUGGCUGGAGCAUUUCGCAAAGGUAAAAGUUUUCUGUUGGACUUUUUCCUCAGAUAUAUGUACUCCAAGUACGUUCGUCAUGAUGUCACCGAUUGGUUGGGCGAUGAAAACUCACCUUUGACAGGUUUUUCAUGGCGCGGCGGUUCGGAACGUGACACAACCGGCAUACUCAUGUGGUCGGACAUAUUUCUUCACGAUUAUCCCAAUGGUGAUAAAAUUGCCAUUAUUCUAUUGGACACCCAAGGAGCUUUCGAUAGCCAGAGCACUGUCCGCGAUUGUGCCACAGUUUUUGCAUUGAGUACCAUGUUGUCGUCGGUGCAAAUCUAUAAUUUGUCACAAAACAUCCAAGAAGAUGAUCUGCAACAUCUUCAACUGUUCACAGAAUAUGGACGUUUGGCAUUGGCCGAUUCGGGCAAGAAACCCUUCCAACGUUUACAAUUUUUGGUGCGUGACUGGAGUUUUCCCUAUGAAGCUGAAUACGGUGCCUUGGGUGGUGAACAGAUUUUAAAGAAACGCCUGGAAAUAUCGGACAAACAACAUCCAGAAUUGCAAUCGCUGAGACGUCACAUUUCCUCAUGUUUUCAAGAAGUCGCCUGUUUCCUGAUGCCACAUCCCGGCCUCAAUGUGGCCACCAAUCCCAAUUUUGAUGGCCGUCUCAAAGACAUAACACCGGAAUUCAAACAAAGUCUACGCAGUUUGGUGCCCAUGCUAUUGUCGCCCGACAAUUUGGUAUACAAGGAAAUUGGUGGUGCACGUAUACGUGCCCGCGAUCUCAUACAAUAUUUCCAAUCGUACAUGACCAUCUACAAGGGUGAUGAACUGCCCGAACCCAAGAGUAUGCUGGUGGCCACUGCUGAGGCCAAUCAUUUGACAGCCAUGGCUGCGGCCAAGGAAAUGUACAAUCAGCUCAUGGAAGAUGUUUGUGGUGGAACACGGCCGUACUUAAGCACAGGACACUUGGAAGCUGAACAUUUGAGAUGUAAAGAUAAGGCAGUGUUUCAGUUUUUGGCCAAACGCAAAAUGGGUGGUGAAGAUUUCACAGAAAAAUUCCGCCAACAAUUGGACACGGACCUCGAGGACAUGUACAUCAAUUACAAAUCGCACAAUGAAAGCAAAAAUAUAUUCAAAGCUGCCCGUACUCCGGCCGUGUAUUUCGCUGUGGCUGUUAUUUUCUACAUUCUAAGCGGCAUCUUUGGUCUGGUGGGCAUGUACACAUUUGCCAAUUUCAGCAAUUUAAUUAUGGGCAUAGCCCUAUUGACAUUAGCUUUGUGGGCAUAUAUAAGAUAUAGCGGUGAAUUAAGUGAUUUUGGUGUUAAAUUAGAUGAUUUUGCGACGUUACUGUGGAUUAAUUUUAUGAAACCCAUUUAUCAGGGUUGCAUGGAAAAGGGUAUACAGCAUGUGGCCACACAUGCCGCUGAGCAUGUAGUGGGUGGCGGCAGAACCACAUCGCUUAAUGGCAAGGUGAAAAGUUCAUGAGAAUACGCCAAAAAUGCAAUGCCCAAAGAAGCCCGCGAAACUAAAAUAAAUAACAGUAGUAGUAGUGGUGGUGGUGGUGGUGAAGGAAGAGGAGGAGUAGGGGCUAAGCCCAAGGCAAAUAAUGAAAAAGGGCCACCAACAACAGCAACAAAUAUGCUAUUAUCAUCCUCAUCAUCGGCAUCAUCAUCAGCAUCAUUUUUGAAAAAUUCUGGAAAUCAACAACAGCCACAACCAUCCACGGUAGUUAAUAGUAAUAAUUUAAAGCAACAGCAGCAACAACUCACAACGAACAACAACAACUACAUUGAUAAGGGAAAACAAACUGCUCCAAAUGAAUGUAUUUUAGCCUCGCCAAAUCUAAACGCUGUAGCCUCUGCCAACUCUAAUUCCCCCACGAUGUUUGCAUCAAUAUGGAGUAAAUUUUCAGCCACCUGCAAUGAGGCCAAACAACAAAAACUCCUGCAAAGGCAACAGAGUCAACAAAAUCAUGGUAGCAGUGCAGCCACGGCAGCGACAUCGUUGGGCGCCACUACAGCCGCCACCAAUGGCUCUACAAAUAUUACGGUUUCGAAUCGUAAAAAAAGAAAAUCCAAGAAAAAUAACAACCAUAACACUUCCAAUGCUGCAAAAUAAAUUAACUUUUUUAUAACUAAAUGAAGAACAUAAAAGAAAAGACAACCUGUAAUAUUUUUUUU
Molecule: messenger RNA, 2917 nt
Organism: Musca domestica (house fly)
Lineage: Eukaryota; Metazoa; Arthropoda; Insecta; Diptera; Muscidae
Product: atlastin
Exons: 6
Coding region: 621-2222 (533 amino acids)
Biological process (GO): endoplasmic reticulum organization; protein homooligomerization
Molecular function (GO): GTP binding; GTPase activity
Source: RefSeq, a predicted model, not a curated record